Messenger RNA from Acipenser ruthenus (sterlet), 1225 nucleotides. Its product is annotated as THO complex subunit 4-like. Gene Ontology annotation, molecular function: mRNA binding. Gene Ontology annotation, biological process: mRNA export from nucleus. The record is from RefSeq and is a predicted model, not a curated record. The transcript is spliced from 6 exons. The coding region runs from base 130 to 954 and encodes 274 amino acids. Gene Ontology annotation, cellular component: nucleus. NCBI's taxonomy places the organism in Eukaryota, Metazoa, Chordata, Actinopteri, Acipenseriformes, Acipenseridae.
AACGGAGUCACAGCCUGGCUACAUAAGAAGAUACCAUUGCUCCAUUUCUUCACUCUGAACUGCUCUUGUGUCUGUAAAAUUUGAGAGCUGUCAUUUGAAUUGUUAAUUUGAAUCCGGGCACGUCAUACGAUGGCUGAUAAAAUGGAUAUGUCCUUGGACGAUAUCAUCAAGCAGAACCGGCAACGCGGUGGAGGCCGUGGCGGGAGAGGCGGGGGUCGGGGAGGAUCUGGCGGAGGCCGCGGUGCUGGAGCAGGCCGACUCGGGGGAAGCGGCUUUGGGGGACGCGGAGGCGGCGGCGGCGGCGGAUCGGGCCCAAUGCGGAGUCGUCAGAAUCUCAGCCGGGGAAGAAGCAGCAGACCUACACCGUACAGCAGGCCAAAGCAGCUUCCAGACAAAUGGCAACAUGACAUGUUUGACAAUGGAUUCAGCAGCGGAGGAGGUGGAGGUGGCGGCGGUGCUGGAGUAGAGACUGGUGGGAAGCUUUUGGUUUCCAACCUUGACUUUGGUGUUUCUGAUGCGGAUAUCCAGGAGUUGUUUGCAGAGUUUGGCACCCUAAAGAAAGCAGCAGUACAUUACGACCGGUCGGGACGGAGUUUAGGGACAGCAGAUGUACACUUUGAGAGGAAAGCAGAUGCAUUAAAAGCAAUGAAACAGUAUAACGGGGUCCCUCUUGAUGGUCGCUCAAUGAAUAUUCAGCUAGUCACGUCACAGAUAGACACACAGAGAAGACCACCAGUCCAAAGUUUAAGCAGAGGUGGCAGUGGUGGUGGCAUGAACAGAAACAGAGUGGGUGCUGUUGCCGGUGGCUUUGGAGGCCCUAAUAGACGUGGUGGUUCUAGAGGCAGAGGAAGAGGAGGCAGAGGAAGGGGAGGCAGAAGUGAAAAACAGCCGCUGUCUGCAGAGGAGCUGGAUGCACAGCUGGAUGCUUACAAUGCAAGGAUGGACACCACCUAACAACUUCAGACACAAGAUCGGUGCGUCAAUUGGACACGGAGUGGCAAAUUUGUUGUACAUGUAGCUGUUUUUUGAAUAGGUUUUAAACUCAUGUAGUUGUCCUCUUCUUCUUUUUUUUUUUUUUUUUUUUUUUUUUAAAGUUUUGUACUGAAUUUAUUUUUUGGGGGGGGGGGGGAUUUUAUUGGUUGCCUGCUACUGUGGGAAGUGUAUAGGGGGUAUGCUUGCUCCCACUCAUUGUAAUAAACCUACAGUGUAUAUUAACCAAACACAA